UAUAUAUCUACCCAAAACAUUAAACACACAGGAACGAACAAUCAAAGACAAAUAGCAAAAUGGUUUUGUCAUGGACAAAAGGGAGAGUUUUCCGCCGUGGCCGAAAAGGGAUUAAAGAAUUGAAUUCCGGUGGUGAUUUGGAGGUGGAGGUUGCGAUGCCCACCCAUUUCCGGUGCCCGGUCACUCUGGACUUGAUGAAAGACCCGGUGACACUGUCCACGGGUAUAACCUACGACAGAGACAGCAUCGAGAAGUGGUUCGAGGCAGGGAACCACACGUGCCCGGUUACCAAGAGGGACCUCGCCAGCUUCGACAUGAUCCCAAACCAUGCCCUUCGUAGGAUGAUUCAGGAUUGGUGCGUCGAGCACCGUUCAUUCGGGGUCGAAAGGAUCCCCACUCCUCGGAUACCCGUCACUCCGUACGAGGUUUCUGACACGUGCACGAGGAUCAUGUUGGCUUCUCAAAACGGGGACGAAAACAGGUGCCGUGAAUUGGUGCAUAAGAUAAAGGCUUGGGGGAAAGAGAGUGAGAGGAACAAGAGGUGCAUAGUUGCCAACGGUGCUCCACUUGUUCUGGCCAGUGCCUUUGAUUCUUUCUCACGUGGCUCGGUUGAGAAAAACGUGGUCGUUUUGGAGGAGAUCUUAGGGGUGUUGACAUGGAUGCGCCCUAUUGGGGAAGAGGGUAGAUCCAUGUUGGGGUCAGCACCUUCUAUGAGUUGCAUGGUUUGGUUCCUAAAUGGUAAACAAAUCUCCGCAAGGCAAAAUGCUGCUUUGUUGCUCAAGGAAAUGCCUAUUGAGGCAUUGGCAAAAACUGAAGGGGUUGUUGAAGGUUUGGUUAACAUGAUUAGGGAGCCUAUUGGACCUUCUGUUACCAAGUCAUGCUUGUUAAUGAUUUUUCACUUGGUUUCCUCAUCAGAGAAUAAAGACUUAAUCUCACAAAGAUUUGUGGAAUUGGGUUUGGCUUCGCUCGUGCUUGAGGCUAUUGUUGAUGCUGAAAGAGGGAUCUGCGAGAAAGGUUUGGGGGUGUUGGAUUGCAUUUGUGAGCGAAAACAAGGGAUGGAAAUAGCAAAGUCAAAUGCUCUGAUUUUGCCUCUUGUUAUUAAGAAGCUUUUGAGGGUGUCCGAGUUGAGUUCUACUUUUGCAGUCUCUAUUCUUUGGAAGCUAUGUGACAAGACCGACGAAAGGAUCUUGAUUGAGGCACUUCAAGUGGGUGCCUUUCAGAAACUUCUUGUUCUGUUGCAGGUGGGUUGUGGUGAGGACACAAAGGAGAAGGCUACCGAGUUGUUGAGGUUGUUGAAUGGUUACAGGAGCAAAGCAGAUUGUGUUGAUUCCUCAUUGGAUUUCAAGCACCUUAAGAAGCCCUUCUGAUUGAUCCAUGAGGAUGAUAUUUAAUUUCCCUUUUUUUCUUCUUUUUUUGUAUAGGUCAUUUCAUAGAAACAGACACA
Gastrolobium bilobum is the source of this 1444-nucleotide messenger RNA. RefSeq names its product U-box domain-containing protein 21-like. Bases 60 to 1367 code for a protein of 435 amino acids. Gene Ontology annotation, biological process: protein ubiquitination. NCBI's taxonomy places the organism in Eukaryota, Viridiplantae, Streptophyta, Magnoliopsida, Fabales, Fabaceae. The record is from RefSeq and is a predicted model, not a curated record. Gene Ontology annotation, molecular function: ubiquitin protein ligase activity. The transcript has a single exon.